Molecule: messenger RNA, 778 nt
Organism: Lontra canadensis (Northern American river otter)
Lineage: Eukaryota; Metazoa; Chordata; Mammalia; Carnivora; Mustelidae
Gene: APCS
Product: amyloid P component, serum
Exons: 2
Coding region: 74-748 (224 amino acids)
Biological process (GO): innate immune response
Molecular function (GO): complement component C1q complex binding
Source: RefSeq, a predicted model, not a curated record
GGGUGACAACCACAGUGCUCUCUGUGCCCUCACCCCAGUCCCUCCGCUGCUAACAUAGCACCAGGCCAAGAACAUGGACAAGCUGCUGCUUCUGGUCUCUGCCCUUGCCAGUCUCCUGGGGGCCUUUGCUCACACAGACCUCAGGGGGAAGGUAUUUGUGUUCCCUCAAGAAUCUUCUACUGACCAUGUGACCUUGACUCCAAAGAUGGAGAAGCCUCUGAAGAGCUUUACCUUGUGUUUCCGAGCCUACAGCGACCUGAGCCGUGCCCACAGCCUCUUCUCCUACAAUGCCCGGGGCAAGGACAAUGAGAUCCUUGUCUUCAAGGAAAGAGUUGGGGAGUACUCCCUGCACAUUGGAAAAACCAAAGUCACCUUCAGAGUUGCCGAGGUGUUCCCCAGCCCCACGCACAUCUGUGUUACCUGGGAGUCUUCCACAGGCAUUGCUGAGUUUUGGGUCAAUGGGAAGCCACUGGUGAAGAAGGGCCUGAAGCAGGGCUACUCAGUGGCGACUCAGCCCAAGAUCAUCCUGGGGCAGGAGCAGGAUUCAUAUGGAGGGGGGUUUGACGUGAACCAGUCCUUCGUGGGGGAGAUCGGGGACUUGUACAUGUGGGACUCUGUGCUGUCCACACAACAGAUCCUGUCUGUGCAGCAAGGAUCCUACCUCCUUGAUCCCAACGUGCUGGACUGGAGUGCUCUGGACCAUGAGAGUCAAGGCUACGUGGUCAUCAAGCCCCUGGUCUGGGACUGAGGUCUUCAGUCAACAGGAGCCCCUGAGAGC